Molecule: messenger RNA, 1779 nt
Organism: Chlorella variabilis
Lineage: Eukaryota; Viridiplantae; Chlorophyta; Trebouxiophyceae; Chlorellales; Chlorellaceae
Exons: 11
Coding region: 1-1779 (592 amino acids)
Source: RefSeq, a predicted model, not a curated record
AUGUCUCCCUCCUCCCUGUUAGCGGCCCUGUGCGUGCUGCUGGUGUUACGGGCACUGCCCUCCACCAGCGGCUCGCGCCUGCACUUGCACACCCCCAAGUUGAAGGCUCUAACAUGCCGAGCAAAGAUCGUCACUUCAGACGUCCUAGGGGAGCGCAAAGCCAAGAGGUGGCUGGAGGUGAGGACCGGCUUCAAUGAGCGGGUCCUGGUGCUGGAGACCAAGCCCGGCGACUUUGGCGGCAUCCGGUCGGGGCAGGAGGUGGAGAUGGAGGGGGUGUGGCUGAGCCGCGGCGCAGGCGGGUGGCGCGCGGUCAGCGGCUUCACCAGCGCACAGUCCAGCUACACCUUUGUCAGCACCAAGAUCAAGGCCAAGAAGGGAGGGACCAAGAUGGCGGCGACCGCCGCCACAGUGGACACGGUGCAGGUGGCAGCUGACCGGCCGAUUGGGGAGCCGCACGGCGGCGGCAUGGUGGCGGCGGCCGCCACCGCCCCCGCCCCCAUCCCCGUCAAGAUUGUCACCAACAAGAUCUUCUCCCGCUCCAUCUCCACCAUCGUCAUCCCACUUGCGGGCGUGAACCCCGACGGCACCGCCUGCACGGGCACCUCGCUACCCAAGUGGGACUCCGCCGCGGUGCGCCGAAUGGUGUUCCAGGAGCUGAGUGGCGCCAACAUCUCGGUGGGCACCACCUUCAACAAGUGCUCCUUCAAGCGAUCCGUCCUCAACAUCACAAACAGCAUGGUGACGGAAAUCGUCAAGCUGCCGUGCGUGGGGGAGAGCUGGGGCGUGCCCUGGUCCUUCUCUAAGUGCGAUUUCGACGACUUCAACGGCUGGGCGGAUGCGGCCGACGCGCAGCUGCGCGCCAGCGGCUUACCGUUGGACAAGUACCCGUACCGCGUGUACAUGCUGCCCCCUGCCACCUGCCCCUUUGUGGGCCUGGGAUACGUGGGCUGCGACUUCUCCUACGACUGCCGCUCCUGGAUCAGCGGCGACUUCUGGGCCACGCCUCAGGUCGUGGUCCACGAAAUGUCUCACAACCUGUUCCUGGGCCACGCCGGCGCCUACACGCCAGACGGCAGCUUUGAUGAGUAUGCCGACAGCGGGUGCCUCAUGGGGUACUGCUGCCACGACCGCUGCCCCAACCUGCCCCACUCCUGGCAGCUGGGCUGGCAGACGGUGAAGCAGCUGGACGAGCUCAGCCUGAGGGCGGGCCAGACUGUGGCCUUCAACAUCAGCGCCCAGGACGCCUCCCCGCAGAGCGGGCUGCGCCUCAACGCCAGCUGGGCGCGCGGCGGCGGCGACCCCGUGUUUGUCAGCUUCCGCAGGCGCUCCGCCGGCUCCCCAGACAAGAGCCUGGACCUUUCUUUGACAGGCAAGGUGCUGGUGCACACCUCCCCGCUGGCCAACACGUUCGACGCCGCCUUCACAACCUUCCGCGCCGCGCUGUCGGUGGGUCAGACCUGGACAGGCGUGGCGGGCGGCACCGCCAAAUUCGUGCUCAAGUACAGGCGCAGCCUGGGCGGCGGCGGCAGCGCCGAGGUCACCAUCUGCCGCAAGUCGCCCAAUGGCCUUGAGACCAAGGCCUCGUGCACUGCCGGCCUGAACUACGACUGCAACGGCUUGAUCGGCACGGCAGACACGGCGUGCCGCAAGCUGCUGGGGCUGAGGCCCCGGCGGCGCAGCCUGCUAGCCGAUGACCCGGCCGGCACGUGGGCAGCGGCGGCAGCAGCAAGCGAGCAGGGGCAAGCCAGCCAGCGGGCGGCCGACUGCGUGGGAUUCUAG